Messenger RNA from Micromonas commoda, 953 nucleotides. RefSeq lists its product with no specific name. The record is from RefSeq and is a predicted model, not a curated record. The transcript has 3 exons. The coding region runs from base 39 to 848 and encodes 269 amino acids. NCBI's taxonomy places the organism in Eukaryota, Viridiplantae, Chlorophyta, Mamiellophyceae, Mamiellales, Mamiellaceae.
AGCGACGCUCGAAAGGGGCAGAUUUCUGUCCGAGUCAGAUGAUCGCGGAGACCAUCAUGCACAACACCUCCGUUCACGCCAGCGCGGCCUCCCGCUCGGCGCUGGCGCAGCACUCCGCCGCGUCCGCCGGAAGGGCUCAGCCCAGGCCGUACCGCACCAGGAGCAGCACAGGCGCCUCCAAGAAGAACGAUGUGGAGACCGCGCCGAUGGACUGCGACGUUCAGAUGGACCGCUCCGUGUCCAUGAACGAGCCCGAGUCCCCGUCCUACCACAUGAACCGCCGCUCGUCCCUGUUCGGCGUCUCCGGCGUCGCCGCCGGCCUCGCCACCGUCGUCGCGGCGAACAUCUCGCUCCCGGUGGGCCCCGCGCGGGCAGCCGCCGACCCCAACAAGGUGGUCGCCGUGCCUUACACCCCGUACCAGGUCACCUCCGACUCGAGCGCCGAGUCCAUCGAGGUGGCGAAGCAGCUCAAGGCGGCGGGCGCGAGGCUCUACGGCGCGUUCUGGUGCGAGAACUGCAACAAGCAGAAGGAGCUCCUCGGGAAGCAGGCGAUGGAGUACGUGGACUACGUCGAGUGCUUUCCCAACGGCGUCUACCAGAACUCGCCCGGGCACGAUGACGUGACCAAGCCGGACGCCAUCUGCACCGGGUAUACCAGCGCGUGGCCGCUGUGGGUGGUGCCCAAGCAGGACGGCGAGCCCGGGGACGAGAUCGGCAUCCAGGGGCAGAUCAAGAAGCCCAAGGAGCUGCAGAGGCUCGUGAAGGAGGCGGCGGGUCAGAAGUUCGACGCGGUGAAGUACCUCACCUCGGGCUCGGACGGCUACGAAACGGGCGUGGAGUCCAAGUAGACAAACGGGUGUUUCUUAACCAAUGCGCGGGGGGGGAUAUUACUCAGUGACCAAGACUGCACCAUCAGCUUAUCAUAUUUUAACACGAAUGAUGUAACAUCGACG